Molecule: messenger RNA, 1632 nt
Organism: Paramacrobiotus metropolitanus
Lineage: Eukaryota; Metazoa; Tardigrada; Eutardigrada; Parachela; Macrobiotidae
Exons: 6
Coding region: 285-1280 (331 amino acids)
Source: RefSeq, a predicted model, not a curated record
GUUAUGUUUCGGUUUGCACACGACCGUUGCCGCAUUCGACGAGCCACAUGUACCGUACAUACCCGUUUGUAGACGAUUGAUGAUAUUCCUGUUUGCGUUUAAUGGUGAAAGGCGCACUCUUCAACGUGGAGUCCACGAGUGAUCUUGUGAAUUCUGUGUCAGUCCGAUUUUGCAACACUCCGUUUCUUCCUGCUCUAGCAAAGUGAGCAUGCCCGUACGCGCAGUCACCAACGAAUCAAAACCUGAUCUUCACAUUACUAAAUUGCACAUUCUAAUUGAAAAACAUGCCAAGCUUUGUAAUUUUCUUUGUGGAUGUUCGUGAAAGCCGACGGCUGAAUUUGCCCGAUCAUAUUCCUUCGCCAUUCGGGACGCUAUGCCGUGUCGUGUCCGGUUAUGGCAGCCCAAAUAUGGACCCAUUCCGGAACUUCCGGAUGAUGUGGGCAGAUGAGGACAACAACCUGAUGCCACUGUUGUCCGACCGCAUGUUGAUAGAUGCUCUGCGGCGUCUUAGUCCACGGGCACCUCUGCAUGUCUACGUCAAAGGAGUUCGACCUCCACCGGAAUUUAUGGGAAAUGGAGCAAUUAGAAGCCGGUCCAACAGUCUGACUCUGCGUGCGGCUAACCGGCCUAUGAAUUCCAACAAUAAGGAUCGGAUGGUGCAGGAACACCUCUCCAGGCCAUAUGGGCCAAUGCCAACUAAAGCUGACAACACUCGGUGGAUGCCGGCGGCCGGCAUGAACCGAAAUAAUUUUGAAAGGAAGGGAAAGGAUUUCAGGGUGUCAUUAAUGCCCGAAGACCCCACACUGGCAGAACUAGUGGACAAUGUCCGACAAAAUUUAGAAGCCGCUCUGAAAUCGGUGCAGUUCUGCGCGGCACCAGUGCCAAAUCAUGAAGAAACUCACAACGAAAGCAUUGAAAUUCCUAUUGUUCCGGUGACCGCUGUUCCUGACCCUGAGGACACCAGAAGCCCGCAAACUGAUACAGCGGAUGUGCUGAAAAGCGGACAGAAUGAAGAGCCAAAGGAAAAUGACCUUUUGGACGCACUGGAUGAGGGUGCAGCCACUCCGCGUCCCUGUUCUUCGGCGAGUGGAGAGUUCAUGAUACUGACACCUAGCACUGAUUCAUGUCCCAUUGUUGUGGGUGAGAGGGAAUUCGAGGCCGUCUUCUCCGAAUUCGACAGCGAGUUUGAAGUUGUGGACGCGCCUGACGAGUGGGAUUCCGAUGUGGAUGUCGACUGGCGUUCGUUGUCAUUUAGUAAAAGUCUAAACGAGCCUGCCUGAAAGCUUUUGUUAAGUUGGGUGCACCGUGAAAACAGUUUUUUGAAUUAUUACUUUUUAUUUACUGCAAUUUGCGUAAACGCUUUUGCUCUUCCUGUUAUACUUUUUAGUAAGUCGUUUGGUAAUUCGGUGCGCACUGCGUACCUGGCUGUAUGUGUUAUUAUAUAGAUAUAAUUAGCUACAGUCAUAUGCUGUACUGUGUAGUUGUCGGCAAAGAUUUUUUUGUUACCUUUAAUUCUGAAAUCUAAGUUCGUCAACAAAUUUUUGUGUUAUGGGGUUAUAUGUGUCAGGUUUGCGAGUUAAGGAGAGCACUACAGUUAUGUAUUUCACAUAACGAAAUUACGUUGUCGCAGAA